This is a messenger RNA of Lineus longissimus, 2984 nucleotides long. RefSeq names its product WD40 repeat-containing protein SMU1. Gene Ontology annotation, molecular function: protein binding. Bases 15 to 1556 code for a protein of 513 amino acids. Gene Ontology annotation, biological process: mRNA splicing, via spliceosome. Gene Ontology annotation, cellular component: precatalytic spliceosome. The record is from RefSeq and is a predicted model, not a curated record. Lineage: Eukaryota; Metazoa; Nemertea; Pilidiophora; Heteronemertea; Lineidae. The transcript has 12 exons.
AAGCGUUUUUCAAUAUGGCCGUCGAAAUUGAAUCUACCGACGUUGUGCGUUUGAUUGAACAGUACUUAAAAGAGAACAAUCUCCUCAGGACCCUCACUAUUCUGCAGGAGGAGAGUGGUAUCUCGUUGAAUACCGUCGACUCUGUAGACAGCUUCGUCUCCGACAUCAACAAUGGCCACUGGGACACGGUACUGCAGGCCAUACAGUCCCUCAAACUGCCCGAUACCAAACUCAUUGACUUAUACGAACAGAUUGUCAUCGAGUUGAUCGAGUUGCGAGAACUCGGGGCGGCGAGAUCGCUGCUGCGUCAGACAGAUCCCAUGAUCAUGAUGAAGCAGACCCAGUCGGACAGAUACCUGCAUUUAGAAAACAUGUUGGCCAGGUCAUAUUUUGAUCCGCGAGAGGCCUACCCUGAGGGACAAACGAAAGAGCGACGCCGUGCUGCCAUUGCCCAGGCCCUGUCUGGAGAGGUCAACGUUGUCCCCCCAUCACGUCUACUGGCCCUGCUGGGGCAGGCGUUGAAAUGGCAGCAGCACCAGGGACUUUUACCUCCAGGUACGACCAUCGAUGUGUUCAGAGGGAAGGCAGCCGUCAAGGAGCAAGAGGAGGAGAAAUAUCCAACACAGCUUAGCAAGACCAUUAAGUUCGGACUGAAGUCGCAUAUCGAGUGCGCUCGCUUCUCACCAGAUGGCCAAUAUCUCGUAACGGGAUCCGUCGAUGGGUUCAUCGAAGUGUGGAACUUCACGACGGGGAAGAUCAGAAAGGAUUUGAAAUAUCAAGCGCAGGAAACCUACAUGAUGAUGGACGACGCAGUCCUCUGCAUGUGUUUCAGUAGGGAUUCGGAAAUGUUGGCAACCGGUGGACAGGAUGGAAAAAUAAAGGUCUGGAAAAUACAAACUGGACAGUGUUUACGACGAUUCGAAAAGGCCCACAGCAAGGGAGUCACGUGUGUCACAUUCGCCAAAGACAGCGGGCAGCUUCUCAGCGCGUCAUUCGACCAGACCAUCAGAAUCCACGGCCUGAAGUCGGGGAAGUUGUUGAAGGAGUUCCGAGGACAUACGUCUUUUGUAAACGACGCAAUAUUCGCCCCGGAUGGUCAUCAUAUUAUAAGCGCUAGUUCAGACGGUACCGUCAAAGUUUGGAACAUAAAAAGUACGGAAUGCGGUAACACUUUCAAGUCGCUAGGUGGCACCGCAGGUGGCGACAUCACGGUUCACAGCGUCCAUCUCAUACCGAGAAAUGUCGAGCAAUUUGUCGUCUGCAAUCGGUCGAAUACCGUCGUCAUUAUGAACAUGCAAGGACAGAUCGUGAGGAGUUUCUCGAGUGGUAAACGGGAAGGAGGUGACUUCGUCUGCUGCUACCUGUCGCCGAGGGGAGAGUGGAUUUACUGCGUCGGAGAGGAUAUGGUUCUGUACUGCUUCAGUAUCACGACAGGGAAGCUGGAGAGAACAUUAACGGUGCAUGAGAAAGAUGUCAUUGGCCUUGUUCAUCACCCACAUCAGAAUCUAUUGGCCACGUACUCGGAGGACGGACUCUUGAAAACAUGGAAGCCUUGAGGCGUCGUACUUGUAUCAUCCUGUGGAAAUCCGGGGUUGAUGUUCACUUCUGUGGCCAGCCCUCCACACCAACUCCUGAGACAUUCCCCCAAUCGUUGAAGUACCGCUGCACAUCACCUUAAAGUCGGCAUUCAAGGUGAUGGAAGGGUCAACCUCGGCUCCAAGUAUCGUGUACCGUACUUCUAAUGAUUAGUAUGAAGAAAUGGUACUCGGAAAUCUUAGAAUCGAGGUUGCAGUGAGCACCUCGAAGAAGACAGUGCUUUCUUUUCCGUCGGCAAGAUAGAACAACCAAUGAAAAUGCAAUUUUGGAUAUCGUUGCUGCAACGUUUUUGAAAUUCCUCGAUGCAAAUGCUAGCGACGCUCUGAUUGGGCGGAAUUGUUUUUGUGCUAGAACUUCGCCAAAUGGGGGCCAAUGGCUGAGGGGUUUGUGUCCAGGGUCAGAGAAGUGAACAACCACCGCGAUUUCGCAGGAUGUACUUGAUUGAGACAUUUUAAAAUAUUUCAACACCUGACCAUGGAUUAUUUCAACACCUGACGAUAGGAUAUCUAAAGGCCAGAAGAUGGACUAUUCUGAAAAUUGUGAGGACUUCAGGUCUCAUCUUGUGUGAGCAUUUAACCUGUUAGCCUGUCACCGUGAAAUAUUCACGAAGCUAAAAGUUUGCAAAUUAGCUGAAAGUGAAUUUACUUUGGGAUGCACUGAAGUCUGCUUUUGACGCCAGAAUUUAAGGAAUUUGACUUUCAAAUAUUUUUGCGUUUUUAGUUCAUGUUUGAUGACGUAUGCAUAAAGCGUCACAAUUUGCAGAUUGUCAGUAGGGUAAUCGAUUCGAAAGUCCUCAGGAUUGCAGGCCAUGCCGAGACGAUGUGUUGGUGUCUUUAACUUGCAAAAUACUGAGGACCAGGAUUGUUGCGACUUGGAUGUUUUAAAACAUUGCCAAUUCUGUCUCAUUGGAUCGAAUCAUUGUGCGAUCAUGUUAUGAAAGACUUUGAUGCGUGACAUUUUACAGUAAUGGGCCACUUUGCUGCAUGGCGUUCUGCAGUAAUGGGCCGCUUUGAUGCGUGACACUUUACAGUAAUGGGCCACUUUGACGCAUGGCACUUUACAGUAAUGGGCCACUUUGAUGCAUGGCACUUUACAGUAAUGGGCCACUUUGAUGCAUGGCAUUUUACAGUAAUGGGCCACUUUGAUGCAUGGCACUUUACAGUAAUGGGCCACUUUGAUGCAUGGCACUUUACAGUAAUGGGCCACUUUGAUGCGUGGCAUUUUACAGUAAAGGGCCACUUUGAUGCAUGGCGUUCUGCAGUAAUGGUCCACUUUGAUGCGUGGCAUUUUACAGUAAUGGACUGUUCAUUUAUUAUGUCCUUGUAUGAAAGGAGGAAAGGCCUUUGUAAAUUUGAGGUCCAUUUUGCCCCCUUGUGGUUACAUGUCGG